Molecule: messenger RNA, 1009 nt
Organism: Colletes gigas
Lineage: Eukaryota; Metazoa; Arthropoda; Insecta; Hymenoptera; Colletidae
Gene: Taf8
Product: transcription initiation factor TFIID subunit 8
Exons: 5
Coding region: 131-1009 (292 amino acids)
Biological process (GO): transcription initiation at RNA polymerase II promoter
Cellular component (GO): transcription factor TFIID complex
Molecular function (GO): protein heterodimerization activity
Source: RefSeq, a predicted model, not a curated record
CGGGCCGAAAAAAUACAUUAGGCGAAGGUGAAAUGUCUACUGGUAUACCUCGUCCGUGGUUAUACCAUGACAUGGAGUUCGCUGCGAGUGUUCGCAACAUGUAGUUUAUCUAGUGUUUACAUAAAUCGACAUGGAUAUUCAAACAACAAAUACACGAAGGAAGAUAUUAAAUCAUGUAGUUUGUAGUAUUCUAGUGGAAUGUGGUUAUGAAACAUGUGAUAAACAAGCGUUAGAAACUCUUACCGAAAUGCUACAAUCUUUUAUUGUAGAAGUUGGAGAGUCUGCCCGGAAUUAUUGUGAACUUUCUGGUAGAACAGAACCACUGAUUGCAGAUAUUAUAGUAGCAAUGAUAAAUAUGGGGAUAAAAUUGGAUAAUAUAGAAACAUAUGGAAAGAGAUCAAACAGAACUGUUUUACCACCGCUUCAGCAACAAACUCAAUCAAAGCAAUUAAACAUUUUACAGGCUGGAGUGAAACAGGGUCAUCCGUCUCAUAUACCAAGUUACUUACCAGCUUUUCCUGAUCCACAUGCAUACAUUAGAACACCGACGCAUAAACAGCCAGUAACAGAGUACGAAGCUAUAAGAGAAAAAGCCGCGACGCAAAAGCGCGAUAUUGAAAGGGCACUGACAAGGUUUAUCGCAAAAACAGGGGAAACGCAUAGUCUAUUUUUAACAGAAGAUAAUAGCAUGUUCCCAUUAAUAUCGUGUAAACCACAAUUCCCUAGUUAUCUAUCUGCCCUUCUUCCACAAGAUCAAGUGUUUGAAACUGAUCAAGACUUUCAGUUCGAACCGAGCCCAGUGAAAAAGAAAAAGGAACAAGAAAAAGAAGAGAAGGACGAAGGUAUGAAAGGACAAACUGAAGAUGCGGAACACAACGGGGAAACCACAGCGCAGCAAGAUGCCAUAGAUAAUCCCUAUUUACGACCGGGGAAAAUACCAAAGAAUAAGAUGCCGGGAGCUACAGUGCCUGGUUUACACACAAUGAAACGGGAUCCACUCGAAUGUUAA